UGUCAAUAUAUCCAGGUCUGUAUCCGGACUAACACUGCGUGUCUUCAGAACUUAAACAGUAUAAAAAUCAAUCCAGCUAUUAAGAGACGACGGGCCCAGGCACAUAGACAAGGAAAAGACCGCCGUCCUGCUACAUUCUUUGACCGGUGUGACCGUGAUAAAGUUGUUAAAUCGCAUUCCACGUGGUGUUAAAAAAAGCUGUUAACACAAUUAGGUGACCACUGCAGAGGCCAAGUGUGACCCAGCAGAUGGACCUAUAGUCAACGCGACGGUGUUUUCAGUUUAUUCGGCAUAACCGGGGUGACACAGUCCGCUGUGUUGACUGGUCCGUUAGCCGGUAGCCGCCAGCCGCUCUGUGUUUUCUUUGGUUGCUGUUAGCAGCAAGAUGGCGGCUUCCGUCCCAGAGCAGAACCCCUCUGCUUUGCAUAUAUAACACCGGCUCGCAGUCUCCACAGUACUCCGCCAUAUCGAUGCAUGUGGCAGCCGUGCAGUGCACUAGCCGCCGCUGGAUCUGUGUUUGUGUUGGUCUGUGUCCGCCUGAGCAGCUACCGGCGGCUUUCCACUGACUCCGCACAGCGUUCACCGGAUAAAAUGGCGGACUGGCCGCUGCAGUCUGCGGGCUAGCGAACAGCACCGAUGUUCCUCUCUGUGCCACCGGCUUGGUCUGUGCUCUAGGCCGGUUCUUCAGUCUGGGUCUGUGCCGUAGGCCGGUUCUCCAGUGUCUGAUAAACAUUACCAACACUUGGACAGACGCUGACCACUGCCCGCAGAGUUAGCCAAGGCUAAUUAGCCACGGAGCUAGUUAGCGGGCUAAUGCUAAUCCCGCGCUGUUAGCGAACGGGAGAGGAUUUAAACUUUUGACACAACUCUCGACUGAACUUGGAUUAUUCUCCCUCACUGGGGACGGGGAGGAACGGAAUCUGACAGUGGCGUCAUGGCAUCCGAACCCGCGAUCCCUGCGGUACUGCAGCCCCGCUGGAAGCGCGUCGUCGGCUGGACCGGGCCGGUGCCGCGGCCCCGGCAUGGACAUCGAGCCGUGGCCAUCAAGGAACUGAUGGUGGUUUUUGGCGGAGGGAACGAGGGGAUUGUGGACGAGCUGCACGUCUACAACACAGCCACCAACCAGUGGUUUAUCCCUGCGGUCCGCGGUGACGUCCCCCCAGGCUGUGCCGCCUACGGCUUCGUGUGUGACGGGACCAGGCUGCUGGUGUUCGGUGGGAUGGUGGAGUACGGCAAAUACAGCAACGACCUGUACGAGCUACAGGCGAGUCGUUGGGAGUGGAAACGUCUGAAGGCCAAAGCUCCAAAGAACGGCCCCCCCCCCUGCCCCCGCCUUGGACACAGCUUCUCUCUGAUUGGCAGCCGCUGCUACUUGUUUGGAGGACUGGCCAAUGACAGCGAAGACCCCAAGAACAACAUCCCCAGGUACCUGAACGACCUGUACUGUCUUGAGCUGCGUCCGGGCUCCAGCGUCGUCGGCUGGGAGAUCCCGCUGACGUUGGGUCAGCCGCCGCCGCCCAGAGAGAGUCACACGGCCGUGGUGACGAGCGGCCGCGGAGCCAACAAACUGAUCAUAUAUGGAGGGAUGAGCGGCUGCAGACUGGGAGACCUGUGGGUCCUUGACAUAGACUCUCUGACCUGGAGGAAACCAGCCCUCAGUGGAACCGCCCCCCUCCCCCGCAGCCUGCACUCUGCCACCACCAUCAACAAUAAGAUGUAUGUGUUUGGAGGUUGGGUUCCUCUGGUGAUGGAUGACGUUAAAGUGGCGACGCAUGAGAAGGAGUGGAAGUGUACCAACACGCUGGCCUGCCUCAACCUGGACACGAUGUGUUGGGAGAUGGUCCUAAUGGACAGUCUAGAGGAGACCAUCCCCAGGGCUCGAGCAGGUCACUGCAGUGUGGGCAUCAACUCCAGACUCUACAUCUGGAGCGGCAGGGACGGAUACAGGAAGGCCUGGAACAACCAGGUGUGCUGCAAGGACCUCUGGUACCUUGAAACAGAGCGUCCCUGUGCUCCCUCUCGGGUGCAGCUGGUCCGGGCUAACACGUCGUCUCUGGAGGUGAGCUGGGGGCCAUCGCAGACCGCAGACACUUACCUGCUGCAGCUGCAGAAGUACGACAUUCCUGCUACACCUGCAACCACCUCACCUGCCUACAGCCCCUCCCCCAACCCCAUCCCCACUGCCACACCUGGAGCCGGCGCCUCCAAGAGCCCUACCCCCAUCGCCGUGGCACCUGCCAACCAGCCCGUUCCGCUGUCCGGCAUCACGCUGGUCCCAUCCCCAACUGCCUCUGUACCUGGAAGCCCAUUGGCUGCUGCUGCUAAAGCACCAGCUGUCAUGAAGGUGGCAGCCGCUGCAGGUGCAGCGGGCGGAGCCUCCCUCAUCACAGUGAGACAGGCCGUGCCCAAAUCCCCGGUUGCCGUGACAACACAUCCAGCUGGUGUUCGUAUGGUGGUACCUGCUCAGGCCGGACAGGGGAUGCCAAUAGGCAGCAGUACUCAGAUGAGCGGUAUGGCGGCGUUAGCGGCGGCGGCUGCUGCGACGCAGAAGAUCCCGCCGUCCUCGGCGACGGUGCUGAACGUCCCUGCAGGAGCUACGAUUGUAAAGACGGUGGCCGUCAGUCCAGGAUCCAGCAGUCUGCCAGUCAAAGUGGCAGCUCCUGUUGCCAUGGUGAGCAACCCGGCCACUCGGAUGUUAAAGACGGCCGCUGCUCAGGCGGGCGGGGCCUCGGUAGUCUCCGCUCCCGGGACCCCCAACCGACCAAUCAUCACGGUCCAUAAGUCGGGCACGGUGACGGUCUCCCAACAGGCUCAGGUGGUCACCACGGUGGUGGGCGGAGUCACAAAGACCAUCACUCUCGUUAACAGUCCACUCAGUGUGGGAGGAGGCGGGGCACUGGUGAGUGAUGUCACCUGCUGGGUGCGACUCCACACCUGUGUGUUCGUCUUUACAGACCUGACGACAUCAGUCCUGCCUCUGUUUCAGAUCAGUAACCUGGGGAAGGUGGUGUCAGUGGUCCAGAACAAACCAGUUCAGAGUGGAGCGGUUACUGGUCAGGCUGGGAGCAGCCCCAUCACCCAGAUCAUCCAGACGAAGGGCGCGCUCCCAGCAGGAACCAUCCUGAAGCUGGUGACAUCAGCAGACGGUAAACAGGCCACCAUCCUCAGCACCACGCAGGCCGGGUCCACACCGACCAAACCCACCAUCCUGGGCGUCGCCCCGACAACAUCCAAGCCUGGAACCACCAUCAUCAAGACCAUCCCAGUGUCUGCGCUGCAGGGGGGCGCAGGUGCAGGUGGUAACAAUCCAAUCACCAUCCUGACCACCAAGGUGGUGUCUCCAGGAACUGUGGGAAAAAUCAUCACCACUGUCCCCAAAAUCACUGCGGGCAGUCAGCAGGGGGUCACACAGGUGGUGUUGAAAGGAACUCCAGGUACACCUGGUACCAUCCUCAGGACCGUCCCGAUGGGCGGAGUCAGACUGGUGUCACCGGGAGCUGCCGGUUCCAAACCCACCGUCACCACACUGGUCGUCAAGGCAACCACAGGGGUGUCCAGUCUGGGGACAGUAACAGGAAGUGUUACCACCUUUGCAGGUGGAGCCGUCACUGCCGCCAAAGCCUCUCUUGCAACGCCCAACUCCACCCUGGCAACCAUUGCUACACUGGCCAGCCAGGUUACCACGCCAACCGCUGCUGCAGCAGGACCCAAACAGGUGACUCUGAUCACAACUCCGAGUGGUGCUGAAGCUCAGCCGCUGGUCCAGGAUCUGCCUGUCUCCAUCAUGGCUUCUCCUACUGCAGAGGAGCCUGGAAGUACUACAAGUACUACUACUACUGUAGAAGGAGAGGCUGGAGAUAAUUCAUCUGCUACAGUGACGUUGGUCUGUUCCAACCCCCCCUGUGAGACUCACGAGACGGGGACGACGAACACCGCCACCGUCGCCACGGCAACCAUCGGCGGUGACAACAGAGUGUGCUCCAACCCCCCCUGUGAGACCCACGAGACGGGGACGACGAACACCGCCACCGUCGCCACGGCAACCAUCGGCGGUGACAACAGAGUGUGCUCCAACCCCCCCUGUGAGACCCACGAGACGGGGACGACGAACACCGCCACAGUCGCCACGGCAACCAUCGGCGGUGACAACAGAGUGUGCUCCAACCCCCCCUGUGAGACCCACGAGACGGGGACGACGAACACCGCCACCGUCGCCACGGCAACCAUCGGCGGUGACAACAGAGUGUGCUCCAACCCCCCCUGUGAGACCCACGAGACGGGGACGACGAACACCGCCACCGUCGCCACGGCAACCAUCGGCGGUGACAACAGAGUGUGCUCCAACCCCCCCUGUGAGACCCACGAGACGGGGACGACGAACACCGCCACCGUCGCCACGGCAACCAUCGGCGGUGACAACAGAGUGUGCUCCAACCCCCCCUGUGAGACCCACGAGACGGGGACGACGAACACCGCCACUGUCGCCACGGCAACCAUCGGCGGUGACAACAGUGUGUGCUCCAAUCCCCCCUGUGAGACCCACGACACCGGCACCACCAACACUGCCACCGUCGCCACAGCAACCAUCGGCGGUGACAACAGAGUGUGCUCCAACCCCCCCUGUGAGACCAACGAGACGGGGACGAUGAACACCGCCACCGUCGCCACGGCAACCAUCGGCGGUAACAACAGAGUGUGCUCCAACCCACCCGGUCAGACUCAGGACACCGGCACCACCAACACCGCCACCGUCGCCACGGCAACCAUCGGGCGUGACAACAGAGUGUGCUCCAACCCGCCCUGUGAGACCCACGAGACGGGGACGACGAACACCGCCACCGUCGCCACAGCAACCAUCGGCGGUGACAACAGUGUGCGCUCCAACCCACCUGGUCCGACUCACGAAACGGGGGCGACGAACAGUGCCACCGUCGCCAGGGCAAACAUCGGCGGUGACAACAGUGUGUGCUCCAACCCCCCCUGUGAGACCCACGAGACGGGAACGACGAACACCGCCACCGUCGCCACGGCAACCAUCGGCGGUGACAACAGAGUGUGCUCCAACCCACCUGGUCAGACUCAAGACACCGGCACCACCAACACUGCCACCGUCGCCACGGCAAACAUCGGCAGUGACAACAGAGUGUGCUCCAACCCGCCUGGUCAGACUCACGAAAUGGGGACGACGAACAGCGCCACCGUCGCCACGGCAACCAUCGGCCGUGACAACAGAGUGUGCUCCAACCCGCCCGGUCAGACUCAGGACACCGGCACCACCAACACCGCCACCGUCGCCACGUCAACCAUCGACUGUGACAACAGAGUGUGUUCCAACCCGCCGGGUCAGACUCACGACACCGGCACCACCAACACCGCCACCGUAGCCACGGCAACCAUCGGUGGUGACAACAGUGUGUGCUCCAACCCCCCCUGUGAGACCCACGAGACGGGGACGACGAACACCGCCACCGUCGCCACGGCAACCAUCGGCGGUGACAACAGAGUGUGCUCCAACCCACCUGGUCAGACUCAAGACACCGGCACCACCAACACUGCCACCGUCGCCACGGCAAACAUCGGCAGUGACAACAGAGUGUGCUCCAACCCGCCUGGUCAGACUCACGAAAUGGGGACGACGAACAGCGCCACCGUCGCCACGGCAACCAUCGGCCGUGACAACAGAGUGUGCUCCAACCCGCCCGGUCAGACUCAGGACACCGGCACCACCAACACCGCCACCGUCGCCAUGGCAAACAUCGGCAGUGACAACAGAGUGUGCUCCAACCCGCCUGGUCAGACUCACGAAACGGGGACGACGAACAGCGCCACCGUCGCCAGGGCAACCAUCGGCCGUGACAACAGAGUGUGCUCCAACCCGCCCGGUCAGACUCAGGACACCGGCACCACCAACACCGCCACCGUCGCCAUGGCAAACAUCGGCAGUGACAACAGAGUGUGCUCCAACCCGCCUGGUCAGACUCACGAAACGGGGACGACGAACAGCGCCACCGUCGCCAGGGCAACCAUCGGCGGUGACAACAGUGUGUGUUCCAACCCGCCGGGUCAGACUCACGACACCGGCACCACCAACACCGCCACCGUAGCCACGGCAACCAUCGGUGGUGACAACAGAGUGUGCUCCAACCCACCUGGUCAGACUCAAGACACCGGCACCACCAACACCGCCACCGUCGCCACGGCAAACAUCGGCAGUGACAACAGAGUGUGCUCCAACCCGCCUGGUCAGACUCACGAAAUGGGGACGACGAACAGCGCCACCGUCGCCACGGCAACCAUCGGCCGUGACAACAGAGUGUGCUCCAACCCGCCCGGUCAGACUCAGGACACCGGCACCACCAACACCGCCACCGUCGCCAUGGCAAACAUCGGCAGUGACAACAGAGUGUGCUCCAACCCGCCCUGUGAGACCCACGAGACGGGGACGACGAACACCGCCACCGUCGCCACGGCAACCAUCGGCGGUGAAACCAGUGUGCGCUCCAACUCACCCGGUCAGACUCACGACACCAGUACCACCAACACCGCCACCGUCGCCUCUGCCAGCAUGAGUCGAGAGAUGCAGGUGAGUCCUAACCAGCCCUCAGCUCAGCAGUCUGCUCCUCCACUUGCUGUCAGUCUGAACGGAGGAAACACCUGCUCAAAUCCACCAUGUGAGACUCACGAGACAGGAACCACCAACACCGCUACCACAGCAGGAGCUGGAGGACUCAGGCAGGUGUGUUCAAAUCCACCAUGUGAGACACAUGAGACCGGCACUACAAACACAGCUACCACAGCUACAGCUCAGCAGGGUGAAGACGGUCUAAAGGUAGACUCCACAGACCCUGCCUCCUCCUCUGACCCUGCCUCCUCCACCACAGCCAAUCAGAGCAGAGCCGUUACCACCGUUACACAGGCAACGCCCACACCUGGACCAUCGAUACCUGAGAUCUCCUCAUUGGUCGGAGAGGACAGGGCAGAGUCCUCGGAGGCAGAGGCUGUCGCCAUGGUGACAGCAGCUGCAGAGGAGGUGGAGGAGCCUAUGCAGACAGACAGCCAAUCAGAGGCUGUGAUGUCAUCAGCAGCAUCGGUGUUGCAGGUUCAUCUGGAGGGCGCCGAGGCAACAGCACAGAUGGCGAGCUCGGACGGGGGUCUUCCUCAGGAGCUGAUGUUAUCAGAAAGGGACGGAGGUGAGGUGGUCUCUGGGACAACGACCCUAAUGAUGACAACAGGACUGACCCCUGACCAGCUGGCUGUUACCACGGUAACAGAGGAUGCAGCUCAGCAGGCGACAAUACAGGCGGUACUGCAUGCAGGACACAUGGGUGAAGCAGAGGGGUCAGUGGAUCAGUCCAUCCCCAUUGUUCUGACCCAGCAGGAACUGGCAGCUCUGGUCCAGCAGCAGCUGCAGGAUGUCCACAACCAACCAGGACCAAAACCAGCAGAACCAGAACCACAGCACAGCAACAUGCCCACAGAGGGCCUUGCUCCAGCAGACAGCCUCAAUGACCCAACAGCAGAGAGUAAUGGGCACGAGCUGACAUCAUCAGCAGUAACGAGCGCCGUCGCCCGAUUGGCCAGCACGUUCAGCCCUGCCCCUCCUCUGACGGCGUGUCCGACUAGGAUCCAUGCUUCUGCCACGGUCACCGAGGCAACCAAUGGCCUCGCAGCGACUACCGGGCGGGGCGUCCAGGUGAAGUCUUCGGUGAGGGACAGUCAGUGGUGCAACGUUGGCGUCGUCAAGGUUACGAACAUGGUGGUCUCUCACUUCUACGUCCCCUGUGACAACAACAUGGCCGACGACGACUCGGGUGUGAUGCCUGACUACAGUCAGAUGAGGAAGGUGGAGCUGCAGCCAGGGACGGCCUAUAAGUUUCGUGUUGCAGGGAUCAAUAUCUGUGGCCGUGGAGCGUUCUCAGAGGUGUCGGCGUUUAAAACGUGUCUGCCAGGUUUCCCGGGCGCGCCCUGCGCCAUCAAGAUCAGCAAGCAGGACACCUGAACACUUCAGAUGGAAACAGUUCACUCCCAGACACAAACAUCUAAAACCUGCAAUUGUGCGAAGAUGGACACCGUUUAAAGACACGAGGCUCAGCGGCACCAAAUACCUGCUCACAUCAGCAGGAGACGGAACAGGAAAGUGGGGUCUCAUGGUCCAGGUUCUGACACUGGAACCGAUCACCCAUAAGCCUCCAUAGUUUUUGUGGAACUGAAAUUUAUAACCACAUGCACCAGUGCUCCAUGUGUCCUUUCUUUGUUCAUUCAGCUAAGUAUUCAUUUACUUGGGAGGCCCAAGUGUUGAGAGCAGCAACUCAGCGUGUGGACACAUGUAGUUAGUGGCUUCAAACACAGACACACCUGCAGCGUUCUCAGGCAAAGCUAAACAAGGCGUCACCAUCAGUGCCCGAUCAUUUAAAGGGUCAUUCCGCUUCAUUUCGACCUGGUCUAUUUCCCGUAAAAUGGCUGCUGUGGCUCUAUGGGUCACGGUAACGUCGAAGCGAUUCGGGGAAGCGAGUCCGACCCAAAGGAAACAGAGACAGUAGCUGCCUGGAACAGACUUGGUGCUAACUUAUCGGGAUCUACUUCCAGGGCAGGUCGCAGCUGACCUGAUCACCCUGCAUAUUCAUCCGCACAAGCCUACAUGUGUGAGGCCCACUUUCACUGCUGUUACACUGUCUUCUGAGGAAAGUCUGGAAUCAUCCUUCAACAGGGGGCAAAGCGAAAAUAGCUGAACGACUGGACGAGCGAAUGGGGUUCAGCACCAACACCUGCACUGCUCAUCAGUAUUCAGGUUCCACUUCAGGACUGGUCCUCGGUACCAUCCCCUCACACGGCUUUUUGAAACCUGAGUUAUGCCCUGACAGCUGUAGCCUGAAGAGAGGUUUUAUGGGAAAUGAAGUUCAGAAAUGUGCAGUUCCAUUGGAGCCUUUUGG
Messenger RNA from Xiphias gladius (swordfish), 8930 nucleotides. RefSeq names its product host cell factor C1b (gene hcfc1b). Gene Ontology annotation, biological process: regulation of DNA-templated transcription; chromatin remodeling. The record is from RefSeq and is a predicted model, not a curated record. Bases 935 to 7999 code for a protein of 2354 amino acids. Lineage: Eukaryota; Metazoa; Chordata; Actinopteri; Istiophoriformes; Xiphiidae. The transcript has 27 exons. Gene Ontology annotation, molecular function: transcription coactivator activity; protein binding. Gene Ontology annotation, cellular component: histone methyltransferase complex.